ACAGAAGAAGAAGAAGCAGCAGCAGGAGCCGUGCAGCAGGCAGAGAAAGGAGAGGGGUAAACCGGACAACACAGACUCAAACCGGCCCUUUGUCCCACUGUGAUUGCACGUUUAAAUCGCUGAGGACAUAAUGCACACCAGGAAGAGAGUGCCUUCAACCGUAACGGGAAAGAGCAGAGAGAGCGAGCCUAAAAGAUGGGUGAGUCCACGGAAAAGACGAAGAACCGACUAUGCCUCCGUGAAAGAGAGCGAAGACUGUGACUCCAGCAGCGACUGUGUGGAGGAGACGUCUGAAGAAGUGAUGCCCAAGUCUGAUGACAAAAGUAACCAUGAGGAAGAAGAGGGACCAGAUAAAAAGCCAGCAGACACCAGCGAAGACCAAACUGAUGUUCAAAACGAACAAACAAAGGACUUCACCAUUGACAUUGAGAGCACCGAGUCACAGAGGAAACCUUUGUUAAUUCUUCACAGGCUGGAACAUCUACAGGGUGAUUUUCAUCUGCUGUUAAACAACGUGGUGCUACUGCAAAAUGACAGCGGGUCCACGCCAACACAAAAUCCGAGCGAAGAAAAGGCUGAUGCGAGCGAAGACGACACUCCCGGACCAGUCGAAACCAGCGAGCCCCAAGACGAGACCUCAUCUCACUGCAGUAACGCUGAAAAUGAGGAGCAAGAUGAGGUGGAACAGAGGCACAUAGAAGAAGACGCUGUCAUCUCCGAGGACCAAGGGGUUGGCACGACGUCAGUACAAGAAGUAAUAAUAGAAAGUAAUGGUGAGAAUGAAGUCGAAAUAGUGGCUCUGAGUUUUCAGACAGAGCUGGAGUCAGUGGAAGAAGAAGCUACGCCAGAGAAUGUGAUCAGCCUAGAUUGUAACGCACAACAACAACAAACCAUCGAAAGCCCUCCUCAAGAAGAAAACCCCAGUACUGCAUCAGAUGAGCCCGCAGCGACGCCACAAACCAGCGCUGAAGUGGACAUCGCGGAUCUGGAACAACUGAAACGAGAAAAGAUAAAAUGGCAGAUAAAAGUGUUGAAGUUACAGGAGGAGUAUUACACGCUGCAGAUCCAGAAGUUAAAACAGUGACGCCUAUGAGGUCGUCUGUGCUAUGUUGGAUUUUAGAAUACUUUUUGUAAUCUUUAGUCAAGGAAAUGUUUUUAUGUGUGAAACACUUGUUCUUUUGCACUGUUUUGGACUGUACUGUUUUUCAAAAAUGCCGUUAGCUGCCCAUCAGUUUGCAGUGUCACAUCCAUAUCUGUUUUUAUCUGUAGCUAUGAAAUGUUUCUAAAACUUUAGCUUCAGGAUCUGUUUGCGUAUACUAUUUUAAAUGGUGUGCCUUGAACUUAUUAGAUGUGCUGUUAAAGUUCAAGUUCUGAUUUUAUUACAACUCAUCCCAAACCUCAACCUGAUUUUGUUUUGUAUCCAGAAUCAAAACACUAAACUUUUUCUUCAGCUGUA
This is a messenger RNA of Periophthalmus magnuspinnatus, 1456 nucleotides long. RefSeq lists its product as uncharacterized. The transcript has 7 exons. Bases 131 to 1084 code for a protein of 317 amino acids. NCBI's taxonomy places the organism in Eukaryota, Metazoa, Chordata, Actinopteri, Gobiiformes, Gobiidae. The record is from RefSeq and is a predicted model, not a curated record.